AUGUCUUAUGAGAAGGAGCUAGCCGCUGCAAAGAAAGCAGUCUCACUAGCUGCUCGUCUCAGCCAGGAAGUGCAGAAGACUCUGUUGCAAUCCCAAGUCUGGAAAAAAUCUGAUAGAACUCCGGUUACUGCCGCUGAUUACGGAUCACAAGCUGUGGUUAGUCUUGUAUUGGAGAGGGAGCUCCAACCUGAAACACUGUCAUUAGUAGCUGAAGAGGAAACAGGAGAUCUGCGGAAGGAGGGAAGCGAGUUGUUUCUAGAAAGUAUAACGAAGCUUGUGAAAGAUGCUCUAGCUUCUGAGGAAUCAUACGCCUCCUGUCCUCUAUCCACAGAGGAUGUGUUGAAUGCUAUAGACUCCGGUAAAUCAGAAGGCGGUUGCAGCGUUUCCCACUGGGUUCUUGACCCUAUAGAUGGAACCAGAGGAUUUGUAAGAGGAGAGCAAUACGCGGUGGGAUUAGCGUUGCUUGUGGAAGGCAAAGUCGUGCUCGGUGUCAUGGCUUGUCCGAAUCUUCCUUUGGAUUCUGCGGUUUGUGAGACGGAUGAUAAGUCUUCCAAGGAUAAUGUUGGCUGUCUUUUCUUUGCUACAACGGGUUCAGGGGCUUACGUGCAACCACUCAACGGCUAUUCACCACCACAGAAGGUGCGAGUGAGUAGCAAUGAGAAGCUUGAAGAAGCGAAGUUCUUAGAAUCAUACCAUAAACCAAUUCCCAUCCACGGUUCCAUUGCCAAGAAACUCGGGAUCAAAGCGUUACCUGUAAGGAUCGAUAGCCAAGCUAAGUAUGCGGCUUUGUCGCGAGGAGACGCAGAGAUAUACUUGCGUUUCACUCUCAGUGGACACCGUGAGUGUAUAUGGGACCAUGCUCCUGGUUCAAUCAUCACCACAGAAGCUGGAGGUGUAGUUUGCGAUGCUGAAGGGAAAUCUCUGGACUUCUCUAGAGGAAAGUAUCUUGCUCACAAAACGGGGAUCAUAGUUACCACCAAGAAACUGAAGCCAUGGGUUUUGAAGGCAGUCAGAGAAUCCAUGGAAGAGGAGAAUCUUCAACUCUGA
Microthlaspi erraticum is the source of this 1047-nucleotide messenger RNA. The record is from the annotation of a GenBank genome assembly. Lineage: Eukaryota; Viridiplantae; Streptophyta; Magnoliopsida; Brassicales; Brassicaceae.